This is a messenger RNA of Didymella exigua CBS 183.55, 3219 nucleotides long. RefSeq names its product MFS general substrate transporter. Lineage: Eukaryota; Fungi; Ascomycota; Dothideomycetes; Pleosporales; Didymellaceae. The transcript is spliced from 6 exons. The record is from RefSeq and is a predicted model, not a curated record. Gene Ontology annotation, molecular function: transmembrane transporter activity. Gene Ontology annotation, biological process: transmembrane transport. The annotation marks the transcript as partial. Gene Ontology annotation, cellular component: fungal-type vacuole membrane.
CAUCCCGUGCAGCGCGCGCCGGCGCCCUGGGCGAUGAAGGCUGAGAGCUAUUUGCUGUUUUUGAAGUUGGGUGAGUUGCCGCACGGCGUGUAUGACCGGCUUGAGGAGACGUGGGCGGAUGAGGCGCUGGGGCGGUUUGAGGGGGGACUCGGUGCGGUGAUGAUUGUGAGGUAUACUGAUACACCUGCUGGCCCUUACGAUGAGCUCAUGCUCAUCCCCGGCAACUUCAGCGUUCCCCACCCUUCAACCGGUCCACCCAAGAUCCCCAAGAACGCCCUGAGAAUCGCACGCAUAUACGUCUCCCAACGCACAACGACCUACAACGGCCGUCUGAACUGGAACAUCCCUAAGCACCUCGCACGGUUCUCGUUCUCUGCUCCUAUCACGCCUGCCGGCGCCUCGCCGCCCCAGGAUCUCACUGUCAAGGUGUUCCCUCCCGGCUCUGAAGAUGGCGACGGUGUGCAGCCGUUCUUUGCAUGUAAGUUAACACCGUGGAGGUGGGUGCCGCCUGUGCCUGUGAAUAUGAGCUGGGUGCCGAUCAGUAUGAAGCAUGUCCAGCCGCCUGUUCCAGAGCCGGCGGGGCAUAAGGGAGCUGUUGCCGUGGAGCUUGGUGAUCAGGAAAGAGGAGUGACGAUUGAUGCGUAUGAUAUCAGCCCGAAGAAUGAGAUCGCAGUUGCGGCGGGCACGGACAGAUGGUGCGCGUUUGAUAUUGGUGGCAACGUGCAGAGAGCGAGGGGAUGCUGGGUUGAACUCUUGGAAGCUGGUGUGGAGGGCGAUGAGCAGGAGAGGUACUGGCCCAAAGACGUUAAGCCGUGGGGCUUUGGUGGGUGGAUGGAAGAUGCCGUGUUAGAGAUCGAGAAACCACUGGAUAAUACAAUGGGUCCUGCUCCAUACAGUAUGCGCUGGACGUACAAAAAUCUCGCUACCAGCUACGCCAAAAAACUGCGUGCCGUCUUAUCGAGCCCCACAGACGCACCUGCACUUGCCUCCCCCUCUCAAGAUGAGGUCGGCAUUGAGCCCCCAGUCGACACCAAACACCUCCACGACGUCACGUCACCGACCUCUGCGCCUUCCACACCGCCGUCUUCAUGUCCGCCGAGCGAGUUGACGCUACCCAUCGAAGUUUCUCAGACGAGCCUGGAGGUCCCCAGUACGUUGUACAGCGUCCUCAGCAGUAAGCUCAAACAGCUGUUUACCGUUAGGGAGCACGAUCUGCCGCUUGAGGACCGCUGGGAAUUCCGGGGCGCCUGGCUUCUUCUUCAUAUGGCAACGCAGUACUGCGCGUCGAAUCCUAGCCACGACAUCCUCGAAACUGGCUCCUCGAACGUGAAUGAGACUGUUCUCCUCCUUGAGGUUCUCCAAUACAGCAUCUCGAAAUCUGACGAUUUACCUACAUCUCGAGUCAGCCAGAUGUCUGCAAUGCCUUUUAUGACGAGCAAUGAGAAUCCUACACGCCACGACUCUGUUUACGAUACAACCUCGAUUCAGCGCCCUCAUACUCCCACACCGACAUUGUUCUGGUAUGCCAUCUCUGCAGGUGCUUCGGACCGAGCAACGACAGUUCAGGCUGCUGAGUACCUUCUUGGUCACGUUUGGCCACGCAAGAAUGCAAGCGCAAUACUCGAAGUGAUAGGAAAUCCCGCGAAAAAGAUGUCUGAGGAUGACGACACCGAACUUCGAAAAACACUGGGCGUUUUGCUAUACUCGGGGCUUUCGGGCAACUCCGCGGUUUCGCGCCCUAUCGGAGAACCCAAAGGCAGCACGCCAGGACCAAUCUCAGACAAUUAUCCACUCGAACCCGUCAAUUCUUAUCCUGCCGCGGAAUUUACUAUCCCGCCAGCCGAUUCUCUAUCAAGAUGCCGCAGUGCCCGAACUCGCUCUGUCGAUGCCCCGGCACGGGAGAAGGUGCAGAAUGAAGGACACCGAGGCGCCUCUUCCGACGAAGAGAACCCAUCUUUAGCGUCUCAGGACGAAGUCACGUAUCCCGAGGGAGGCUGGGAAGCCUGGCUCUGCAUCCUAGGAUCCUUCAUGGGCCUUCUGGCAGCGCUGGGCAUGAUGAACUCGGUCGGUGUGUACCACAGCUAUCUGUCCGAGCACCAGCUUCAGGGCUACAGCGAAAGCACCAUCUCGUGGAUAUUUUCCAUGUACAUCUUCCUCGCCUUCUUCGGCGGCCUGCAGAUCGGCCCCAUCUUCGAUGCACACGGCCCCAGGCUGCUGGUGCUCGCUGGCAGCAUCUUGCUGUGUCUCUCCAUGUUCCUGCUCGGAAUCUGCACGCUGUACUGGCAUUUCUUCCUGGUCUUCGGGGUCCUGGGCGGCCUCGGCAGCAGUCUGAUCUUCACACCUGCUUUCGCAGCGGCGAGCCACUUCUUCUACGUGAAGCGGGGAAACGCCACAGGCAUCGCUGCCGCGGGGGGUUCUCUAGGAGGCGUCAUUUUCCCACUGGCGCUGCAGCAGCUGCUCCCCAAACUCGGCUUUGCGUGGGCAACCCGCAUCAUCGCGUUCGUCGACGUCUUCUGCUGCAUCGUCGCCUGCGUGCUCAUCAAAUCCCGCCUGCCCCCCCGACCGGGCCAGUCUGUCCUACCCGAUUUCCGCAUCUUCCGCGAUAAAUCCUACCUCCUGCUGACCAUUGCCAUCUUCCUGAUGGAAUGGGCGCUCUUCGUGCCCAUCACGUACCUCACGACCUUCGCGUCGUCGAGCGGCGCAAUGUCGCGCGCCUUCUCGUACCAGCUCAUCGCCAUCUUCAACGCGGGCUCGUGCCUGGGGCGCUGGGUACCGGGCCUACUAGCCGACAAGCUGGGGCGGUUCAACUGCAUGAUCGGCGCGCUGGCGGUAUGCGGCGCGACAUCGCUGACGCUGUGGCUGCCCGCUGCGCUUUUGACGCCCGCCACCCCUGCGACGGCGACGACGAUCAAGGCGCUUUCGAUCACGUACGCGGUCAUCUUCGGGUUCGCGUCGGGCUCGAAUAUCAGCCUGACGCCCGUGUGCGUCGGCCAGCUUUGCGACACGCGCCAGUAUGGACGCUACUAUGCGACGUGUUACACGGUUGUGAGCUUCAGCACGCUGACGGGGAUCCCCAUUGCGGGCAGCAUUCUGGGCCGCACGGCUGGGGGUGCGUACUGGGGCGUUGUUAUCUGGACGAUUGUUUGCUAUGUCAUCUCGUCGGGCUUGUUUGUUUGGAGCAGGGCGCUGCAUGUGGGGUGGAAGUUGGUCAAGUUUUAG